This is a messenger RNA of Cryptosporidium muris RN66, 2841 nucleotides long. RefSeq names its product mechanosensitive ion channel family protein. The record is from RefSeq and is a predicted model, not a curated record. Lineage: Eukaryota; Apicomplexa; Conoidasida; Eucoccidiorida; Cryptosporidiidae. Gene Ontology annotation, molecular function: mechanosensitive monoatomic ion channel activity. The transcript has a single exon. Gene Ontology annotation, cellular component: plasma membrane. Bases 1 to 2841 code for a protein of 946 amino acids. Gene Ontology annotation, biological process: transmembrane transport; monoatomic anion transport.
AUGACUAUAAUCAAGCAUCAAAACUCUGAUAAUUCAGAUAUAGGAGGAGAAAAGUGGAAGAAUAGAUUUUCUAUAUUGAGGAUACAUGAACGUCAUCCUGAAGAAGAAUCAAAAGUUCACAGAUUUUCCUUGAGGAGGCCACAUAUUAGAGAUCAUGGUACAUAUCGGAAUUCUGGAUCAAAAACCUUACAACAUAAUGCAUUGAUAAAUCCAGGAAGAAUUGCAGCCUUUUUUAAUUAUAAAGCAGACGAACACAAUACAAAUAAUUUCCAUAUAAAGCAACAAGGUUUAUCAAUAUUCCCACCAGGUCCAGAUAUGGAAGGUGACAGAUAUAGCCGAUAUAUUUUUCAAAAAAGUGGUAGCGACUCAUUUUUUAAACGCCCCAGCAAAGUUCUGGAAGAGAAGAAAGAUGAUGAUGAUGAUGAUGAGGAUACUGAAUCAUGGUUUUGGUUUAUUGCACAUAUUAUUUUCCCAGACAAGGCUCCAGUAAUAUGGCUUUCAUUUUUGUUCUUAGACUCCAUAGUAGCAGGUUUUAUGUCCUUAAUAUCGAAUAAAUCAGCCCCUAAUUCAAUGAAAAUUGGUAUAUGCAUAUUUUUCAUUGACUUUGCAAGUUACUUAUGUUUUAUGAUUCUUAGGUUGAUUAUGUUUAAAAGAAUAUUACCAUGGCUAUGUCCUGAAGGAAGAAUUUUUGCUGCUUUAUCAGGAACUGCAGAUCCAGAACUGUUAUAUUCUAUUUGGGCAGGAGAAAUUGCACUUUUAUGGUAUAUCCAACUACCAUAUGAUUCUCAUUCAAAUACGUAUAGAGUUUACAUGUUUUUAGGAGAUCAUGAAAUAACAGCUUUAGCUGGUUCAUUUUUAAUUAGAGGUCGAUUAAUAGUUCUAGUGUUUGCUAUCAGGAGACUUGUACUAUCAUUUAUAAUGUUUUUCUUUAUGUUAGACUUUAUAAGCUCAAUAUCAAAGUUACUCAUUGGAUUUUUAAUGAAGUAUAGAUUUUUAAGACAAAUUAAUUGUACUUGGUCAAAAUUACAACCUCAUAUUGUAGGUGGUUUGAGAAUCCAACCAAAUAGUUCUGAUCCCAUAUUUCUGAGUGGAUACUCCAAAAAAUCUUCUUAUUUGAAAUCAAAGCCAUUAAAUAGAGGAGACUCUAUAACACUCCCUUAUUUUCUUACUGAGACAGGUAUUGAACAAAUUAAAAAAAAAAAAUAUCAAAAUUGGUUAGCUGUACAAUUUGUAAGACAAUAUUAUACCUUAUUUUUUGUAGAAAAUCAAUAUGUGGAAUUAAAAAAUAAAAAGGAUGCAAGAUUAUAUGCAAAGAAACUUUUUAAUGAUAUGGCAGAACAUUCAAAUGAAAUUCUUAUUUUUAUGGGUAAAUGGAAGGCCAAAAAGAUAGAAAAAAUUAUAGAACCUAAAAUGUGUGGUGAGGAAAUAGAGCAUAAAGAUUUGUCGAAAUUCAUCGAAGUACCAUCAUUUACUGAAUCAUAUGAUAAUAUUUCUCAAUUAUCUUCUUUAAGUGAAAACUCUCAAAUUAUUCGGGAGAAAAGCAACCUUGUAGAUAUAUCAUUAGAAAAAGUCGAUACUACAGAAUUUCCCCAGGACUUGCAAAGGUUCAACACGUCAUAUCCAGUUCCAGAACCACCUAUGGCUGACCGCAGAGAUGUCCAAGAACCAUUUGAUAAAUAUAAAAUACCAAUAAUAUUUCCAACUGAAUUAGCUCCUGAUGGCACUACGGAUUUCUUUGCUAAAAGUAAAAUCAAGCCACCAAUAGUAGCGAGCAAAAGUUUAGAUGUUAUAGGAACGACAACUAAAAAAUUUCCCAAUAGAAUAAACGAAAAUUUUCCUACUAAUUUACAUGAAUAUCCUAGUAAUAUAAGAACACAAAAUAUUGAUAUAUUUCAUGAUGAUGAAAAAGAACCUUUAGAACUGAACUAUGAUGUUCUCAAAGUUCUCUAUGGGGAUUCAAUAGAUAAUAUCCUAAAACGUAUAGAUCCAUCUGGAAGAAAAAGUUACAAUGAAGAUGACUGGGUAAGACUAGUAGUGUCUAUGUAUGAAACUAGAAAAAAGAUGAUUAAUACUCUUGAGUCUCAGGAGGGAAUUGCAAGAGUAUUCCAGCGAAUGGUUUCGAUUGUAUUAUUCUUCUUUUCAUUUAUUUUUAUACUUAUAAUAUUGGGGGUCAAUGUAAACACUCUUGUUAUUUCUGGAGCUGCUAUCAUAUCCUCUUUAUCUGUGGCCUUGAACCGUCUUUAUAGCAACUUUAUUAGUUCCGUUAUUUUUGUGGUUUUUGAGAAUCCCUAUAAUCAAGGAGAUCGUGUCAGGAUUAAUGGAAGUCAAGUUAUGACAGUACGUAAGAUUGGUACAUUCUGUACCACAUUCUCCAAUAAACAAUCUACACCUGUCAUGUAUCCUCAUUCUUGGUUAACAGAUCAAAAUAUUGCAAAUGAAAGUCGUUCAGUACAAAGUAGUGACUUUAUUACCUUCUACAUAUCAGAUUCAACAAGUCCUUUUGUAUUUGAUGCAUUUAUUACUAUUAUAAAACAGUAUGCAGAUGAUAGGCCUCUUCAAUUUACAAAAAAUUCUAUUUGGGUAUAUAUCUGCUCUGUACAACCUGGACAUUAUAUUGAAACACGUAUCUCAUUUUGUAAUUUAAACCCAGCUUAUGAAUGGGAUAAAUUAUUAGAGAUAAGGACUCCAUUUUAUCUUUUUAUAUUGCACACAAUGAGACAACUUGGAAUCGAAUACUUCCUACCUGAGAGCCGUGUUAUAUAUUCUUCAUGGGAAGAAAGGUUUAAAGGAAGAAAUCAAGGCAUAGAUUUUUCUCGUACAAUUAGAAGUCACAAAUUUUAG